Molecule: messenger RNA, 2000 nt
Organism: Cyprinodon tularosa
Lineage: Eukaryota; Metazoa; Chordata; Actinopteri; Cyprinodontiformes; Cyprinodontidae
Gene: ggps1
Product: geranylgeranyl diphosphate synthase 1
Exons: 4
Coding region: 460-1407 (315 amino acids)
Biological process (GO): isoprenoid biosynthetic process
Molecular function (GO): prenyltransferase activity
Source: RefSeq, a predicted model, not a curated record
GAUGCGUUCUUCGCACCAUUUAUUAGAUAGUAAGGCGUUUUCACUGGGCAACACCCAAAUAUAAUAGCAACACAUAUUAGAUGUCGUUUCUUUCCCAGUCGGUUCUGCGCGUGCGCUGUAACGUGGCCGAAGGUUAUAUAUAGAGCUCAUCAAACUGGCUAGACUUGACUGUUCUCGGAACGGCUAGCACUGCCUAGCAUAGCAAGAGUCGAAGUUGACACGGGCACUUGGAGCUAAAAUGGUCUCAGUGUGAAAGUUAUAUGUACUGCCUAAAAGCGCCAGCGUGGAACCGUGAAGUUUUGUUCCGGAAAAGAAAAAAGAGUAAUGCUAAUCGGGGUCGUAUCGACGCGUUUUCGUUAGCCCGCUUCCGCUAACUAAUAAGGAGAGAGGCUAACCGGAAUUCAGAGACGGCUGGUGAGCAGACUGAUACUAAGUUUAAAGGAGAAUCCUCCUAGCACGAUGGAUGGUUCCUCUGAACCUGCUUCUGACCGAAUUUUGCUAGAACCGUACAAGUACUUGUUGCAGCUGCCAGGAAAACAAGUAAGGACGAAACUCUCCCAGGCAUUUAACCACUGGCUUAAUGUACCAGAAGACAAACUGCAGGUGAUCAUCGAGGUGACAGAGAUGCUGCACAACGCCAGCCUGCUGAUAGACGACAUUGAGGACAACUCUAAGCUGCGCCGAGGUUUCCCUGUGGCGCACAGCAUCUACGGCAUCCCCUCGGUUAUCAACUCGGCCAACUACGUCUACUUCCUGGGUCUGGAGAAAGUGCUGCUCCUAGAGCACCCCGAAGCCGUCCGAGUGUUUACCCGUCAGCUGCUGGAGCUGCACCGCGGCCAGGGGCUGGAUAUCCACUGGAGGGACACCUACACCUGCCCCACUGAGGAGGAGUACCGCAACAUGGUGCUGCAGAAGACCGGGGGCCUGUUCGGCCUGGCUGUGGGCCUGAUGCAGCUUUUCUCUGACUGGAAACAGGACCUCAAACCGCUCCUGGACACACUGGGCCUUUUUUUCCAGAUCCGGGACGACUACGCCAACCUGAGCUCCCAUGAAUACUGCGAGAACAAGAGUUACUGCGAGGACCUGACUGAGGGCAAGUUCUCUUUUCCCACAAUCCAUGCCAUAUGGUCGCGUCCAGAAAGCACCCAGGUGCAGAACAUCCUGAGGCAGCGCACAGAGAACAUGGACAUUAAAAGAUACUGUGUGGACUACCUGGAGAAGGUGGGCUCCUUUGCCUACACCCGUCAGACACUGCGGGAUCUGGAGGCCGAGGCCUACCGCCUUAUUAGGGAGUUUGGGGGGAACCCUCAGCUGGAGAGCCUGGUCAAACAGCUCAGUCGAAUGCAUAAUGAAGCAGAAGCCUCAGCAGACUGCAGCAGAGAGCCUUACUCCAGCCCAAACCACUGACCCCUCCCUCCAAAUAACUCCCUUAAAUUCACCAAUGCACAUACUCUCCAAACUAACCCUGGUUCCAAUGAGCAAAGGAGCUUCUUUCUGGGCUAAAUAGUGGCCAGAAAUAGCAUCCAGGGCCAAUUCUUCCAUCCUUUGUGCUGCGAUGCUCUCAGGAAUAAAAACUACAGUCAGCUGUUGCUUUAUCACUUGAUGAGAUUAUUUAAACAAUCUUAAGCCUUUUCUUCUGAUGCACACUCCAGUGGAUCUAAGUGCUUUUUUUUUGUUCCAGCUAAGACUGUUAAUUGUGUGAAUGUUGUUUUGAGUAAAAUCUCGAACUAAAUCCGUAUCCAUCUGAUUUUAGGUUCCAUAAUGACUAAAUCAGCAGGGUGCCAAUCCUGCAGAAAAACAACUCUGCAACUGUUGAGUCUGAUUGCUUUGUAACAACACUGGCAUUACGUGCUCAGUAGUGAGGUUUCAUGUUCCCGACUGUUUCCAUUCAGUCGUCUAACAGCACAAAUCCACACUGUUACUGUGAGACAUGUAUGUAUUAACACUGCUGUAAUCUAGGUUCCUGAUUGCACCUCUUGAAUAAAAAAAUCUUAACUAAA